AUGUGCCACGACAAUAGAGACUAUCUCUCCGGUCCUAAGUAUGUCGGAAACGUCUCUCUCGACGGAAAAACCGCAAUAAUCACCGGUGCUAACAGCGGUCUUGGAAAGGAGCUGACACGACAAUUGGCCAAACGGGAAAAUAUUCGCGUGGACUUUCUUGUCAACAAUGCCGGGGUUAUGGACUAUCAGCGGAAGGUCUCGGUGGACGGAAUCGAACAGCAUUUGGCUAUAAAUUAUCUUGGGCACUUUUUAUUGACGAAUCUCCUGAUAUCUAGACCAGGGACUGAACCAAUCGGGAAAAUAGUUAAUGUACUUUGCCGUCAAAAAAUCAAAAAAAUUGAUUUUGAAGAUCUAAAUUGUGACAAGUCUCCUUAUGAUGGAAGGGUUGCUUACUCUCAGAGCAAAUACGCUCUUUUUUUAUUCACCAAAGAGUUAGCAAAGAAGGUUCAGGCAAUGGAACUUCCCACUGUUGUUUGCGGAGUUUUUCCGGGAAUAGUCAACACCAGUUUGCCCAGAAAUCUCGUGGCGUCGAACAAUUUUGUGUUUAGAAUAAUGUACAAGCCAUUUUUGUGGUUAUUUAUGAAGUCCCCAUAUCAGGGUGUAAUGCCUAUUCUGCGGGUUCUCUUAGAAGAGACUCCUUCGGGGACUAUUUACUAG
Molecule: messenger RNA, 657 nt
Organism: Octopus sinensis (East Asian common octopus)
Lineage: Eukaryota; Metazoa; Mollusca; Cephalopoda; Octopoda; Octopodidae
Product: retinol dehydrogenase 13-like
Exons: 3
Coding region: 1-657 (218 amino acids)
Molecular function (GO): oxidoreductase activity
Source: RefSeq, a predicted model, not a curated record